AUGGAAUAUUUUAAUAAAUAUAUCAAAAACAUAAUUGAACUAUUGGACAAAUUUAAUCCUGAAACUGACAGCCCUGAACAAGUUCUGGAACAGAUGUGUGACAUCCUGCAGCAGACUGUCAGUAUUGAAGAUGAAACCUUCAUUAUGGAAGUUCUCUCUGGAUGUCUGGAAUAUAAGAAGUUACUGGAAGUAGUAGUCACUGCCUUUUAUGCCCAUGCCGGGAAGAAGUUUCUGUGGUGUGACUACAAUCUCUUUAUAGUUAUUUGUUAUCUGUCCACUUUUUGCCUGGAUAAAAUUGGUCUUCAAGGCUUCAGCAAAAUUAUCAAGUCUCUGGAUAGCGGCAAAAUGUAUAAGUUUCUCCAGUUUUUUUUCAACGUCAUAAACUUGAGCACAUGGAUAAAAGAUGAAUGGAGUUUAAUAUAUGAUUCUACUUAUGUAAAGGAAACCUGGAUUGAACCAUUGUUGAAAUCCAGCACUGCAUCCACUGGGCCACCAGCUGCCUUUGAGACCAUUAAGGAUAUUCAAAAAGAUGUGCCCAAGGUUCUAAAUGUCAAAGCCUCUGCAGCAUUACUCCUAGAAGCAAACUUGGAGCCAUAUAAGUGUGCAAUCAUCAAACAAGAUAAAAAAGAACGAGAAUUGAAACCGCUACCUGAAUACAGGUUCAAGGCAGCCGCGAGAACGAGGGCGAAAGUUCCGUUGGUUUUCUAUGAGCCCGACAACAUCCCUGUGAGACUGAAUGCCGCAGCACUGUACCGAGAGGAGGCCCUGUACCAACAGAAAGCAGAGAAGGAGCUUCAGAGAGUUGAGGAUCUCCUGCAAGGAUACAAAGGCUACUCGGAAUUUGUAGAACGGCAAAAGAAAAUACAAGAAAAAGAAUUAGAGGAGAGGCUGGCUAAGUCAGAGUACCAUAGACUGCAAGGGAAGCUAUGCCGGGAAGAAGCCAUUAUCCAACAUCAGAACUUAGCUAAGGAGAACAAUAAGAAAGCCAAUAAGAAGAAAGAACUGGAUGCCGGUCAUCGCCUGUUUGGGGAAAUGUCCUUUGUGGAGCUUCAGGAGAGGCUGCUGUUGCUGAAGGAACACCAAAAACGAGAUGAAGAAGACAAGCGGGACCAGAUCAUCCGGGAAAAGCAAGCGAAGAAGAAUGAUCUUAUGGAAAGAGCUGAAAAGAUUGCUAUGUGCCGAGAAGCCUGCGGGAGAGCAGAAGCAUUAAAAUUUGAGGAAAAAAAGAAGCUGGACUUCCAUACAGCCAAAGCUGCCAUUAAAGAUGAGCGCAAUUUAGAGCUGAAGAGAAAAAUCCAGGAGAUAAUAGAAGAGCGCCAAAAAGAGGGAGAUCUCCUGAAGGCAAGAUUCCAGAAGGCUAAGAAAGAGUCAGCAGCAUGGCGCAGGACCAAGACGCCUUUUGAAGAACGCCACUGGAGACUGUUGGAGAGGGGCCAAGAAAGACUUUACAGGAAACUUCAGAAAGAAACAGUUCCCAGAGCAGCAGAGCAGAGAGACAUGUUCCGUGUGUCCACCCUGAGCGGAGCUUUACCAUGCAUUCUGAGGUCUCAAAAUGCCACCUAA
Messenger RNA from Gracilinanus agilis (Agile Gracile Mouse Opossum), 1563 nucleotides. RefSeq names its product cilia and flagella associated protein 99 (gene CFAP99). The record is from RefSeq and is a predicted model, not a curated record. Lineage: Eukaryota; Metazoa; Chordata; Mammalia; Didelphimorphia; Didelphidae. The transcript has 12 exons. The coding region runs from base 1 to 1563 and encodes 520 amino acids.